UUUUCCGAGUGGGAGGUGGAAUCUGCGCAGUAGGCCGAGACUCGCGGAGCUGCAACCAUGGUAGAAAAGACGGCAAAGGGGAGAAAGGAGGAGGUCGUUACCAGAGAGUACACCAUCAACCUCCACAAGCGCUUGCAUGGAUGCACAUUCAAAAAGAAGGCUCCAAAGGCAAUAAAGGAAAUUAGGAAGUUUGCUCAGAAGGCUAUGGGAACAACCGAUGUGAGGGUGGAUGUCAAGCUUAACAAGCAUGUCUGGAGUGGUGGAAUCCGCAGUGUCCCAAGGAGAAUUCGUGUCCGCGUAGCCCGAAAGAGAAAUGAUGAAGAAGAUGCCAAGGAAGAGUUCUACUCAUUAGUCACUGUUGUAGACAUCCCAAGAGAAGAAUUGAAAGGUUUGGGCACGAAGCUGAUUGAUGAAGAGGAUUAAUCUAUCCAGCCCUUUUAGAUGAUAGUUACUUUCUCUAUUUUUGGCUGUGUUUUUAUUUAAUUGCUGAGGUACAUUUGACUGCUUUGAAUACACCUUUGUUACCUGCGACGACGGGAUUAUGGAAUUUUGUUGGGAUUUUACUAUUGCAGAGCGUUCAAGUUCCACAUUUCCUAUGCUUAUGUUU
Messenger RNA from Neltuma alba, 607 nucleotides. Its product is annotated as 60S ribosomal protein L31. The record is from RefSeq and is a predicted model, not a curated record. Gene Ontology annotation, biological process: cytoplasmic translation. Gene Ontology annotation, cellular component: ribosome; cytosolic large ribosomal subunit. Gene Ontology annotation, molecular function: structural constituent of ribosome. The transcript is spliced from 2 exons. Lineage: Eukaryota; Viridiplantae; Streptophyta; Magnoliopsida; Fabales; Fabaceae. The coding region runs from base 58 to 423 and encodes 121 amino acids.